GUCUGCCUCGCCCUUAAGUUGAGCUCUACGCCAUUCGUGCGGGAGAUAGCUUCCGCCUGAGAUCGUCUCUGCUUCCAUAUCCAGGCCCUCGGUUUCAAUCUCCAGAAACUCUUCUGUUUGCUCUUGUUGCAUUUGCGGAAGCAGAGACUCGAGAGUCUAACGUCGAUUGUGAGCCAAACGACCCCCCUACGUACUGCAUCGCGCAAUCUUAUCGAUAAAGUCGGAAGGCAGAUCAAGUCGUCGCAAAGAUGGGGCUUAUGGAUUAUCUGUACAAAUUUGCCGAUGAGAUCGGGCUGGUGACCCUCGUCAGCUCAUCGCGAGACGUUCAUCUCCUCUGCGCUCAGCGAUUCGUUAGAAUGUUUGCCUAUGGUCAGGUUACUAUCAUCCUGGCAGUUUUCUUCACCUCUCUUGACAUGGGAGAGAGCAAAACUGGUCUUUUCAUGACGUGCACUCUGCUAGGAGACGUUGUGAUCUCUUUUGUGCUUACGCUGGUUGCCGAUCGGGUUGGUAGACGGACGAUCCUCGCUCUCGGAUCUCUACUGAUGUGUGCUUCUGGCGUCGUCUUUUCCUACUCUUCUACUUUCUGGGUAUUAUUGGUAGCUGCCAUCGUCGGUGUCAUCUCUCCAAAUGGUAAUGAGAUCGGACCUUUCAGAGCAGUCGAGGAGUCUACGCUAGCUCAUCUUAUUGCCCUUGAAGUUCGAGCUGAUAUUUAUGCCUGGUAUGCCCUUCUGGGAAGCUUGGGCUCUGCUUUUGGGGCUAUUUCCAGCGGCUGGAUCGUGCAAUAUGCCCAAGAUAAGUACAACUGGACGGCCAUCAGUUCCUAUCGGUUUAUAUUCGUCAUCUACAGCGUCAUUGCGCUCAUGAAGUUUGCAUUCUCAGUGAUGUUGUCUCCUGAGUGUGAGCUGCAGCCGGUUCCACAGAAGCUGGAGCCUACUGUCGAACGCGAUGUGGAUGAUGAAAACGCAGAAUCAUACCCGAUGAGUCGAUUGCGCUCGUCUACAGAUCAGGAUGAGGAAUUGACUGGUAUAGAAAGAGAUGAAGCAAGAGAUAUUUUCGAGGAGAUGGAUCAAUUGAGUUCCAAGAAAGUCAGACCAUUUCUCUUGCGAUGGAUUGAUUAUUUCCCACAUUUGUCGAAACAGUCGCUCAAGGUUGUGGCUCAACUUAUAGUUUGGUUCGCUCUUGACUCUUUCGGAAGUGGACUCGCGACACAGACUUGGGUUGCGUACUACUUCAUUAGCAGGUUUGACACCAAAGAAGGUGUACUUGGAAGUUUGUUUUUCACGACAAACAUCGUCGCGGCAGCGUCGUCCCUUGUGGCUGCUGCGAUAUCAAAGCGUUUGGGCCCCAUUUUGACAAUGGUUGGCACUCAUCUUCCCUCAUCGAUCAUCUUGAUGAUUCUGGGAUUUCCCUCCAGCUCCACUGCGGCUAUGAUCCUUCUUGUUGUCAGAUACUGCACGGCGACGAUGGACGGUGCGCCGCGACAAGCGUUCUUGAGCGCGAUUGUCUCGUCUGAGGAACGUACGAGUGUCAUGGGAGUCGUGAAUGUGGUCAAGACUUUGGCCUCAUCAGCUGGUCCGAGUUUGAUGGGUAAAUUUGCGUCGAUCCACAAGAUGCCGAUUGGAUUCUUGGUGGCCGGACUGUGCAAGGUGAUUUACGAUCUGGGAAUUUUAGCAUCAUUCUUGGGAGUUCAGCUGCACAACAAAUAAAAGGCAUGACUUUGUAUACGAAGAAGGACGGAAGUAUAAAGGCUGGGUUAUGAGAAGUCGAUGAGCAGUAUUGUGUUUUAGGUAGUUUGUAAUUACGUCUUUAAGAGCUCCGAUUGGCUGACGCUUAGCGUCGUUCUCACAUGCGCAUUGAGGAAGACUGUGGAGUAGCAGCCAGCGUUCGGGCAUCUGCUGGACAAGAGCCUGGAUUCCGAGCCGCGGCACUCCGGAACUGGAGAUUCUGUUCCGGUGGAGAAUAAAAUAAAAACACGGAUCAGUUCAGCUCAGCAGC
Molecule: messenger RNA, 1995 nt
Organism: Myxozyma melibiosi
Lineage: Eukaryota; Fungi; Ascomycota; Lipomycetes; Lipomycetales; Lipomycetaceae
Product: major facilitator superfamily domain-containing protein
Exons: 3
Coding region: 249-1706 (485 amino acids)
Biological process (GO): transmembrane transport
Cellular component (GO): fungal-type vacuole membrane
Molecular function (GO): transmembrane transporter activity
Source: RefSeq, a predicted model, not a curated record